UCAGUCUGGACACAUGAAGGACGAAGACAGAUGAUCGUGUUCGUGCGGUACAACCUGGGCCCAGGUGUGGCCGUGGAGCUGCAGGAGGAGGCGAGCGUGGCCGAGCUGAAGGAGCUGGUGGGGUGUCAGCAGGGAGUCCGGCCUGAGCAGCUGCGGGUUCUGUUUGCUGGGAGGGAGCUGCAGAACUCCACCACCCUGCAGGGCUGUGACCUUCCGGAGCAGAGCACGGUCCACGUGGUUCUGCCUCCUCCUGGUUCAUCCUCUCAGAUACUGCAGCCGAACCAUCUGACCCGACUGGACCUCAGCUCCUCCCUCCUCCCACCCUCCACCCCCUCCUCCUCCUCCCCCGGCCCAGCACUGGUUCUGGAGGCGAGGCAGGACGCUGCAGGUGUGCGUACCUGCAGUACUUUCUUUGUGUACUGUAAGAGCUGUAGGUCAAUCCAACCAGGAAAACUGAGAGUUCGCUGCCGAAGCUGCAGACAGACGACGCUGACACUCAGCAGGGGUCCGUCCUGUUGGGAUGACGUCCUCCUUCCAGGUCGUAUCCAUGGCGUCUGUCAGUCAGAAGGUUGUCAUGGCAACGAGGCGGAGUUUUACAUGAAGUGUGCGACCCAUCCAACCUCAGAUGACGACCUCUCUGUGGCCCUCGACCUCAUCAUGACCAACAUCAGAGGCGUCCCCUGUAUCGCCUGCUCUGACGUCAUGGACGUGGUCGUGGUCUUCCAGUGUUCGGAGCGUCAUGUGAUCUGUCUCGACUGUUUCCGUCGUUACUGUGAGACUCGACUGAGCGAGCGACAGUUCGUCCAUCAUCCCGUCAUCGGAUACUCGCUGCCAUGUGCAGCCGGCUGCGAUGACUCUCUGAUCAAAGAGCUGCAUCACUUCAGGAUCCUGGGAGACGAUCAGUAUGGGCGGUACCAGCAGUACGGGGCUGAGGAGUGUCUGCUGGCGAUUGGAGGACUGAUGUGUCCGUCACCUGGCUGCGGGGCGGGGCUUCUCCCCCCUGAUGACGGCAGGAGGGUGGAGUGUGACAGACAGCUGGGCUGUGGCUUCAUCUUCUGCAGGACCUGCGGAGAGAGCUACCACCAGGGGGCGUGUCAGGUGGCGUCGGCCCCACCCACAGGUGAAGCCUCACAGGGCUUCGUGGUCGAGGGGGAGGCGACUCUCAGGGGGAGGUGGGACCGAGCGUCGCUGCUGCUGAUCCAGGAGUCAACCAAACGCUGCCCCCAGUGUUCGGUUCCCGUGGAGAGGAACGGUGGCUGCAUGCACAUGCAGUGUCCUCGCUGCAGGAUGGAGUGGUGCUGGCUCUGUGGCGCCCCCUGGAACAGAGACUGCAUGGGAAACCACUGGUUUGGUUGAACAUGCAGCAGCAGCAGCGGCCCGACAUGAUCACAUGACUGCAGAGUUCCCCACGACCACUUCACACCAACAUGGAGGACGAGUCUGAUGCUGAAUUACAGCUGGACCCGAUGGUUUUGAUGCUUUCUUCAAACUAAUAAUGAAACAGAGAAGCAGCUUCAAUCUGACAGAAGGAAACUGAUGACACUUUAGAUUUGACCCUUUUUAACUCCGUGACCUAAAACGAAAUGAACUGAUGCAAUAGACUCAUACAGACACUGACUGAGUGACAUCACGCUGACAUCAUGGCAUCACAGUUCAUAUGAAAACAAUCAAUGCUGCUUCCAAUACCUGAGGAUCCCAUUCAGAGUGUGACUGUGAUGACUGAAUGUGUAUAAGGAUCUUUAAGAUGAGAUUAGAUAGAACUUUACUGAUCCCUUUGGUAGGGUACCUCAGGGAAAUUAUUGGUUAAAGACACUGAACAAUGAAUAAAGACAAAGAGCUUUAA
Stegastes partitus (bicolor damselfish) is the source of this 1843-nucleotide messenger RNA. RefSeq names its product parkin RBR E3 ubiquitin protein ligase (gene prkn). Gene Ontology annotation, biological process: protein ubiquitination. NCBI's taxonomy places the organism in Eukaryota, Metazoa, Chordata, Actinopteri, Pomacentridae. The transcript is spliced from 11 exons. Gene Ontology annotation, molecular function: ubiquitin-protein transferase activity; zinc ion binding; protein binding. Bases 31 to 1356 code for a protein of 441 amino acids. The record is from RefSeq and is a predicted model, not a curated record. Gene Ontology annotation, cellular component: mitochondrion; cytosol.